Messenger RNA from Physella acuta, 3967 nucleotides. Its product is annotated as delta-like protein D. Gene Ontology annotation, cellular component: protein-containing complex; plasma membrane. Gene Ontology annotation, molecular function: calcium ion binding. NCBI's taxonomy places the organism in Eukaryota, Metazoa, Mollusca, Gastropoda, Physidae. The record is from RefSeq and is a predicted model, not a curated record. Gene Ontology annotation, biological process: cell communication; heterophilic cell-cell adhesion; establishment or maintenance of epithelial cell apical/basal polarity.
CUUGGGCAAACACAACAGGCCAGGUAUAAAACAGUUGACAAGCUGAAGACGGUAUUGCGUCGCUUGAGUCUCGAGUAUCAACAAGCACAUUGAAGCGUACAGGGAUGUAACUCUAUGCACACAAGGUUCGUCGUCCUUACAGUUUCAUAUUUUUUAACAAAGCUUUAAGGUUGUGUGAAAACGGUUGUUACAAAGGUCACGACGUCGUGAGGCCCCAACUGUGGACGCAGAUUCAACAUGGCGGACGCCACUUCUGCUGUUGUUGUUUGGUUAGCCGCCUGUUUGUUGAUAGUCUGCCAAGUUCGGCUGACGUCAGGCACUGGCCACGCCGAGGUCCACUUUACCUACUACACCAGUACCUGUCGGGAGGACAUCAAUGACAACAGAUGUGACCCCAUGUUUACAUUUUGUCUUAGUCGACCCCAAACUGGGAGUGUCACACUGAGCAGCUCUGUAUGUGUGUAUGGGGUAACUGGGCAGAGUGGCUACUACCAGGACACGGGUAGCAUCAACCUGGAGGGUCAGACCAGCAUCAAGGGUCUCAGUAACCCAUGGGUCGUGUCUGUCAAUAGGUUCCAUGAGUCUGCCAUCAUGUUGGUGGUCAAGGUGGUCGAUGAUGACACGUUUGGGUCUAAUGACCACUUGAUUACGUGGGGCUUAAGGGUGCAGCCAACCAUUGCAGCCUCCAAGGAGGAGUCCCAGUGGUCAUCUCAUGUGAUGAGCAGUAGUGGACAUGAAAUGCGGUUUAAAAUCCGCCUGUACUGUGACCCCUACUACUACACCAGUUCUUGCGACGUUUACUGCAAGCCCCAGGACACAUCAACUGGCCACUACACAUGCCAGAGUGGCACUGGGAACAAGAUCUGUAUGCCAGGAUGGAAAGGUACAAACUGUAAUGAAGACAUUGAUGAAUGUGCUCUGGGCUUCUGUGUAAGGGGAGCAUGCACUAAUCUACCUGCUGAUUAUAAUUGUGACUGUCCUCAAAAUUACACAGGCAAAAACUGCAGUUUGUUGAUGAACCCAUGCCGCUCCUCACCCUGUCUCAAUGGAGGGACCUGCUAUGCCCACAACACUGAGCACACAUAUUUUUGUAGAUGUACAACAGCAUGGGAGGGAGAUAACUGUGAAACAAGGGCUGACCCCUGCAAAAGUCAGCCAUGUUUAAACAAUGGCAUCUGCCACAGCAACAUUGAUCACUUGUCUUACAACUGCACAUGCAGCUACCCCUACACUGGCCAUCUGUGUGAUGUCAUCUCAACAACAGUCACCACCACAACCACCUCCACAACUAUACCUACAACAACAACUGAGUCAACAGAAAUCACCACAACUGAAGAGGCUACCACCUCGACCACUACCGCCACCACCACUACUACCACUACUUCUACUACUUCUAACCCCACUAAACCCACAAUGGAUCAAAUAUUUCAAACUUCUCCAAAACCUCCAGGUUCUAAAGAAAACAGAUCUUUGGACUCAGCUCAGUCAGAACAUUUGAGAGAAAACAUUUCUGAGUCAUCAUUCCAAGGCUGGUAUGGCGCUGUUAUUGCCAUUUGCCUUGCCAUCCCUGUUGUUGUCAUCAUUAUUUGUUUUGUCAUGAGAAGACGACGAAGAUCUGAAAAGUCUCCUAGUGGCAGUUCUCUUCCCAGCCCUGCUCCAUCGGUUAUGUUCAAUGGAGAAAGUUUAAGUUUUGAGAACAGCAUGUACCACAAUAAUAACAGAACCAAUCAAGCUCUAGAGAAUAGAGAACUUCCCCCUGUGCCCACUGUUUCCGUGCCUCCAGUAAAUGUGAAUGAAAAUGCCCUAAACCCAACUUAUGCCCAAGUAGAUGAGACAGCAGUAGGAGCUGUUGGUGGAUGUUGUCAAAUGAGGGUAAAUGAAAAGACGCAGAACAAAUCUACUGAGUGUGAGCCCAAGGCUCGGUGGUCCAACCUGCAAACUUUGACCAAGGCAGAUGGUGAGAAAGCACUAACCAACAAUUAUGCUGAUUUUAAAACCCUCAAGGCCCAGGCAGCUAACUCUAACGAAUCAUUAGGUGGCAAUGACCCAGAGUACCAAGAUCUAGACAGCAUCGAUGCCGCUAUGGCCUCAGCAAACAGCAAUCUGUACACAGAGAACAUCUCAACUGAUUCAGUCAACUUGGACAUCCCAGCGCCAAAAAGAAAUGUCUAUGACGUCCCACCAACAAACCUGGCAGAUCCUCCUCCCAGACUACAACGACCCAUCCCUCUGCCACCUAACAUAUACAACAACCCUUCCAGCGGAGCACCCACCCUAACACCAGCCAACACCUACGACUAUCCUCCCAGUGAAAGAUCAAGCGCUACAGCCAGUGAACAUCUGCCAGUAGAGGCUGAAGCAGCUUACUCUACAAUCGACAGCAAAGGCUGUAUACCUGAAGCUCAAGAAGAUUGGGCCAAGUUCUCUGAUGAAGACACCAGUGAUGUUGUGGAGGAAGACUCCAGUGAUAAUGACCAGGAAGAUUUAGCCAAGCUCAAGAAAUCUGUUCAAGAUGCCCUGAUAAAUCUUCAUGCAACUGAAGGGGAAUCUAAAAUUUAAACUUUGGGGAUGAAGAGCUAUCUUAUAAAUUGAUAUAGUUAAAACAGCUUAUUUAUCUGAACAUCUCAAAUAUUGUGAUUGAACAAUAUAAGACCAAUUUUUAAAUUUUUAGGGUUUUUAAAUCUUAACUGUAUACAAUUUGUUUUUAAUUAUAUAAAUGAUAUUCGUUUUCUUCUGAUUUCAACUUUGAGGUAAAUGAGAAGGGGCCGGUUUCCCAAGAAAAUGUAUUUCUCUAUCCAAAUUUUAUGACUAUACUUGUUCUGUUAGUUUUUUUUUUAACUGACUGCAUUUUGAGAGAGUUUUAUGUGAAUAGACAAUCUGUACAGGAAAUCUAGGGAUUGGUUUUCAAUGUACAAAAUACUUCCUCAAUUUUUAUCCUCAUUAAAACUGUCUUCCUGGGUUGAUAACUAGGUCAGCUAUUAAUUACAUUCUAGGUUGUGGUUGGUUGUUGAAAUAUUUCACAGACUUGCCCUACAACAAUUGAUGUUUUUUUUCAAUUAUAAUUGAACUUUGUGAUGAUUUGUUGCUAUGUUUUAUGCUAUGAGGUUCCUGUCAUAAUCAAAAAUAUACAUAAUAUUUUUGUUUUUUUCUUUGUUGAUUUUUAUAAUUCCCUAUUAAACUAUUGAAAUGUAUGUAUUGUAAAUAACAUGGAUGGAUUGUAAUUUAUGUUUUAUAUUGUAAAAGAAGAUGAAUAGGAUUUUUAGAAGGUCUAUAAAACUGUUUUAAAAUUUUCAGAAAACUGUUUUAUUUUAAUCCUUGUGAUUAAUGAAAUAAUUUUAUUAAAUGUGUGAUAAUUUAUUUUGAUAAUUUGUUAUUCUUCAGCAGACACAAAACGUUAAGUUAAACUUCAAGCUUCUGUGAUAAAGAAGACAGAACUUAAUUAAAAAUAAUACAAAAUGUAUAUAACUUGUUAGAGAUAGAAUGUUAAAAAUUGGUUUUACUGAUUAUUCAAUGUUUAGGUUAGCUAAUCCAAGUUUUUAUAAAGCUUAUGUCUUCAUCUAAAAUAGUAAAAAAAUUGUCUUUUUAUUCAGCAUUUGAAAAAGUAAUAUGUCCGUAAAAAUAUAGUCUUUCUAUAAUAUAAUGUUUUUUUUUUAUUGUAUUUCUUAAUGUAUAUAAUAGUUUCUAUAUGGACUUACUGAUUGUAAUCCAUAGCAAAAAUGUGAUAAAUGAUCAUUUCUAAAAACGUCAUUUUAAUGUUAGUUUGUGCCUUUUCACUUGAUUACAACUCUUAUAGAUCUGACAACACAGUUAUACACAGUUAUAAAACUUUAAGCAAAAUGAUAAUCAACUAUAAAAUUUUCCAUACAUAUAAAUACAUAUUUUGAUCUUCAACCUUCAAGCUUUCCUAGCAUUUUUUUUGCAUUUGAUUAAAACUAGUAUUGUUUUACAGGUUUUAAUUUUUCUUGUG